AUGUCUACGGUAAUUGUGACUAACGAAACAAUAAGACAAUAUUGUAAUACAUGUAAAGAAUCUGCUGGUUUUUAUUGUAAUGGAUGCAAUAGAGUAUUUUGUCAAAAUCAUGCUGAUCAACAUCGACAAACACUUUAUGAACAAUUCGAUUGGUUAACUGUUGAUCAUGAUGAUUUACUUCAAAAACUUAAUAAUACUUUAGCAAUCAUGCAAAAAACACAUCCAUCAAGAAAAAUUAUUGACAAGUGGGAAGAAGAAUCUAUAAAACAGAUUCAACAAACAGCAAAUGAAGCACGACGUGCACUUACGGAUGCAUUAAAAAUUCAUAUGAAUGAUAUGAAAGAAAAAUUAAAAUCAUUAUCAGAACAAUUAAAUCAAAUUAGUGAAAAUCAAAAUUCGACAUUUGAUGAAAGAAAUAUUAAACAAUGGGCAACAGAAUUACGUGAUAUUAAACAUGAAUUUAUUACAACACCAACAUUUACUGUUCGUAUUCACGGUAAUAAACCUGUUGUUAUGCCUAUUAUAAAAAUUCAACCUGAUCGAAUACAUGAAAAUUCUUCAAAUCAUCAUCAUCAACAACGACAGCAACAUAAUCCAUCAGGUUUAGUUUCAAUUAAGCCUUCUUCAAGUAAUCCAUUUGAAAUUCUAUAUCAUAAUACAAAACAAGAGAAAGCUAUCGAUCAUAAUUCAAACUCAAUAUCACGAAAAGAUGAUCGAUUCUGUUACCAUUCUAAUCAUGUUAAAAUCAUCGAUAAUGGUCAAAUUUUUAUUCAUGAUUCAACAAAAAAUGAUGCAUCCAUACGUGGUUUUAAUGAAUAUUCACAUGGUGAACAAACACUAUUUUUUCGUAUUGAACAUAUGACUUCAAAUGAUUGGAUUUUUUUCGGUAUUAUAUCUAAACAUGCAUCGUUCGAUCAGAAAGCAUAUUUGAAUUCAUCUGUUCAUGGAUGGACUGGAUAUAAUAAUGUUUAUAUCAAUGGAAAAUCUAUGCCUGUUCUUAAUGGUUAUCUUAAUGAAAUGAAAGUUCAUGAUUUUGUUGAAUUAACAAUUGAUUGUGAUAAACAAACACUUUAUUUAUGGCAUUCACGUCAAUCAUAUAAGAAUAAACUUCCUGUUGAUAUACGCACUUGCCCAUUUCCAUGGCAAUUUUUAAUUAGUUGUCAUAAUACAAAUGAUUCUGUGCGUGUAUUACCAUUAGCAAUCGGUUCAAUAAUUCAACGAGAACAAGAAAAAUUAAAUAAUAAUAUGAAAAUUAAAGAAAUUCAAUUAAAACAUCAAAAUGAUUCGCCAUCACCAAUUCCACAGAAAUUCAUGACAACGGAUUCAGUUUAA
Adineta steineri is the source of this 1332-nucleotide messenger RNA. The record is from the annotation of a GenBank genome assembly. NCBI's taxonomy places the organism in Eukaryota, Metazoa, Rotifera, Eurotatoria, Adinetida, Adinetidae.